UCCGUCCCGGGAACGAGCAGUCGCGAAGAGAAUAAAAUUUCAAAGCGCUUCAUAGUUGAAAAUUUUCUUUAGAUUUGCGCCAAUAUGCAGGAUUCAGAGAGGGAAGCACUUCGUAAAAACAGGCAGGCUUUGUUGAAGGAUUUAGAGGCAAAAAGGAUCGCUUCGCGGCUCUUUUCCAAGGCGAUUUUCAGUGACGAAGACAAGGACGAAGUGAACUCUAAAGAAACAAAGAACGAGCAAGGAGAGGCUUUAUUGGACAUUCUUCCUCGUAAAGGACCAAAAGCUUUCAAUACAUUUUGCGACAUAUUGCACGAAGUGUCCCCUCAUUUGGAGUCACUUCUAAGGCCAAUUCAAGAAGAGGGUAUGCCAACUGAAGGUACUGAUGGUGGAAUCGGCAACAAGAAUCCAAUUCCAAGCACUAUCAAUCCAGGUGCAGCAGAAAAAGACAACCAAGUAGAACAGGUAGAACAAAAGAGUGUUCAUCCACAGCCUUUCGCACAGGUGUCUGUCAGCUAUGAUUCAAUUUAUAGAAUGGCUUGUCAACCCAGAGGCAUAGCUGUCAUUAUUAACAACAAGACAUUCCAAGAAAAAACCAGACAGACGUCGCGUGGAGGUACAGACCUGGACCGUGAUGCUCUGAAAAAGCUUUUUCAAAAGCUUCUGUUCAAAGUGGAGGUUCACAAUGACAAAACCACAGCUGAAAUCGUGGAGAUUGUAAGAAAACUGUCAAAACUGGAUCAUUCAAACUAUGAUGCCUUCAUCUUCUGUAUUUUGUCACACGGUGAAGAAGGUGUGGUGUAUGGAACAGAUGGUACAGUUCCAGUGGAUGAAAUAACCUCCAGGUUCACAUCUACAGCUUCUUUGGCUGGGAAACCUAAGAUCUUCUUCUUUCAAGCUUGUCAAGGUCAGAAGUUUAUGGAAGGAGUUGAUAUCCCAGAUGGUACUCAGCAUGGCAAGAGAGCAUCUGUCCCAGUGGAGGCAGAUUUUUUAUUUGCAUACUCCACUGUAGCAGGGUACUAUUCUUGGAGGAAUUCUUCAAGUGGAUCAUGGUUUAUCCAGUCAGUAGCAAAAGUGUUAAAAGAGAAUGCUGACCACAUGGAUCUUCUCAAAAUGUUGACCAGAGUCAAUUCCAUGGUAUCUGAGUUUGAGUCACGGAGUGACAUUCCCAUGUUUAACAACAAGAGGCAGAUACCCUCUAUUGUUUCAAUGCUGAGAAAAGACUUGUACUUCUUUCCUGAAAAACUUGGUUGUACAGAAGUGUUCAAUCAAGAGAGUCAGGAGAAAAAUGGUGGUUCAAGUUGUAAACUAAUGGGAUGGGCAGAUGUGUUCCUGAACCAUCAUGUAGCAGAUGACAGUUCAGGCAAUUUAACAGCAAUUAAUAAGCACACAAAACAUGCAGAUCAAGCUGAUGCUAAACUGUUUUCGUUUGGAGGCAGCUCUGGUGUCAAACCCUCCUCCAACACUUUGGACACGGAGACCGUUUACAAGAUGGAGCGCGGAACACGGGGGAUUGCCAUUAUCAUUAACAAUAAGGAGUUCUUGAGGAGCUCAGGAAUGGAUCGGUAUCCUCGCAAUGGAACAGAUGUCGAUCGAGAUGCCCUACUGAAGCUUUUCAGAAUGCUUAAGUUUGAUGUUAGGGUUUACAAUAAUCGUACCAGGGCUGAGAUAAAUAGAAUUGCAAAGGAUAUGGCAACUUACAACCAUUCCAACUACGAUGCCUUCAUUUUCUCGAUCCUUACACACGGUGAAGAGGGUGUGAUUUAUGGAACAGACGGGACCCUUACCAUCAAGGAGAUCACAUCAGAGUUCAAAUAUUCCGCGUCUUUAGCCGGGAAGCCAAAACUCUUUUUCUUCCAAGCAUGUCAGGGUCACGAGUACAUGGACGGCAUGGACGUAACAGACGCCCCGCAAGAUAAUCGAGUCUCUGUCCCAGCUGAGGCAGACUUCCUUUACGCCUACUCCACUGUGCCCGGCUACUACUCAUGGAGGAAUUCUGUCAAUGGAUCGUGGUUCAUUCAGUCGCUGACGAAGGUGUUUGAAGACAACGCGGAGCGCAUGGAUAUUCUUCGUAUGCUGACCCGUGUCAACGCCAUGGUGUCCACCUACAAGUCGCGAACUGGCGACCACUACUCCGACAGCAAGCGCCAGAUUUCUAGCAUCGUGUCCAUGCUACGCAAGGAAUUGUAUUUCUUCCCUGAAAAUAUCGAGCGCAGUUAAGGAAAAAUUGGCAUUUUAAUGAGGUCGUGUGGUUUCUCAAUUUAGAUUGUAUCGUGUGAAUAAUGUGCCUAGUAUUAAUGAUUAAAGGGAGUCAUGCCGAGACUUUUAGAUGUCUAGAGAACUACGUCAAAAUUUUUAAGGUCAUGUUCUGUCCCGGGAAAAACUGCCUUCAGCUUGAAAGAGACCUCAAAAUAUAGAAAAGUACAGCGGAUUUGAUAGUAAACCAAGAGGAAACGAAGUUAGCAACGGAUAGAGAAAAAUGAAAGGGAUUUGAAACGUUAAAACUGAGAAAUGUAUUCUAAUUUUUUUCAAGGCACGUAAAGCCAGACUGGUACAUUGGUUACAACACUGUGAGAAAGGUUGAGUUUAUUUUUUAUUGGCCAGGAUGCAUUAUUAACCAGUAAUGGUUAAUCAUAAUUGUUUGGUGUCAGCUUAUCUUUUCUCUUCGAUAUUUUUCUUUCACAUGACUGAAAUUAUCUUGACGUAGGUCUUUUGGGGCCCGGCUCUCGAAGGGCUCAGCUACAUUUGGGUCUCGAAGCCAUACUGUGAAGCCGACACCUAAUGGUAAGCAUUGUGGGUCUCAGUUCAAACACGUGGCCAUUCUGCUUUGUUUCCUGAAAUUUUUUAUUGUGGAAACGUGAAAAAUAUUUAUAUCUGAAUCUUUAACGUGAAUGCGGGAACUAAAAAGGUCUUUACGGGACUGGUAAGGAUAGGGACUUUCGAGAAACGGGCCCUUGGAUAGAUAUGGAAAGUGUGAUGUCGGUUUGGUGUCUACUAAGUGUUGGUUGGUGGGUUCAGGAGGUUUGUUCGUCGGUAAUAUCGAUUUUAUGGUGGUCUUCAAAAGCUGCUUUCCAGGCUAAAAGGUACAGAUAACUGCUUAUAUUCUUUCCUAGCGGGGUUACCUUAUUUUUUCUAAAGGUUUUCCCUUUUUAUAGCGAAUAUGUAAUAUUGGCGCGUUUUCAACAGUACUGCACUCGAAUGAGGUGAUAUUUAAAAGCGAAAAAACAGAUAUCAAAUACGUAUCUGCCCCAAAACUUAAACCUUUGUUGUCAACCAGACCUGGACCCUAUGACCGAUCAGGAGGCUUUGGUGGGGGACGAGGAAGGUUUGGUGGAGGUGGAAAUGAAAGAAGGUAAUUAAUGUGAGAUAGUUAAGGCGUCACUUCAAACAAUUCCAGUCAAAGGUUUGGUUGAAUUACUUAUUCGAAACUAAAUUUUGUAGGUAAUUUAAUCAUGUAAGGUAAUGUGUAGAAUGAUUUUCUCAUGAAAACUGAUGUUACAAUUAAAAAUGGACUAUUAAAUGCUGUAA
Molecule: messenger RNA, 3525 nt
Organism: Stylophora pistillata
Lineage: Eukaryota; Metazoa; Cnidaria; Anthozoa; Scleractinia; Pocilloporidae
Product: caspase-3
Biological process (GO): proteolysis; regulation of apoptotic process
Molecular function (GO): cysteine-type endopeptidase activity
Source: RefSeq, a predicted model, not a curated record